Molecule: messenger RNA, 1917 nt
Organism: Chanos chanos (milkfish)
Lineage: Eukaryota; Metazoa; Chordata; Actinopteri; Gonorynchiformes; Chanidae
Gene: slc6a19b
Product: solute carrier family 6 member 19b
Exons: 12
Coding region: 1-1917 (638 amino acids)
Biological process (GO): nitrogen compound transport; sodium ion transmembrane transport; neutral amino acid transport
Cellular component (GO): apical plasma membrane; plasma membrane; brush border membrane
Molecular function (GO): neutral L-amino acid transmembrane transporter activity
Source: RefSeq, a predicted model, not a curated record
AUGAGGCUGACCCUGCCUAACCCAGGUUUGGAAAACCGAAUCCGGAGCCAUGAGGCUCUGGAGAAACUGGAAGCGGAGGAGGCCGGAGACCGACCCAAGUGGGACAACAAAGCCCAGUACAUGCUGACCUGCGUGGGCUUCUGCGUGGGACUGGGAAACGUUUGGCGUUUUCCAUACCUCUGUCAGAGCCACGGGGGAGGUGCCUUCAUGAUUCCAUUCCUCAUUCUGCUGGUGUUUGAGGGCGUUCCACUUCUCCACCUGGAGUUUGCCAUUGGUCAGCGAAUCAGAGGGGGAAGUGUCGGGGUGUGGAGGUCCAUCAGCCCAUACAUGGUGGGGGUUGGUAUCGCCGCCAUGCUGGUGUCCCUCCUGGUGAGCUUGUACUAUAACAGCAUCAUUGCCUUGGUCAUGUGGUACUUCUUCAACUCCUUCCAGGAGCCUCUGCCGUGGAGCAAGUGUCCGGUCAACGCCAACAGGACAGGUUUGGUCGAUGAAUGUGCGAGGAGUUCCCCCGUGGAUUAUUUCUGGUACCGGGAGACCCUGAACAUGACCCCUACCAUUGAUGACACGGGGGGGCUGCAGUGGUGGAUGGUGCUGAGUCUGGUUUCUGCGUGGAUUGUCCUCUACAUCUCCUGCAUUCGUGGCAUCGAAACAACUGGGAAGGCGGUGUAUGUCACCUCCACACUGCCCUACCUGGUCCUCACCAUCUUCCUCAUUAGAGGACUCACUCUGAAAGGCUCUGUGGAUGGGAUUAAGUUUCUCUUCACUCCUGAUAUGAACGAGUUGGCGAAUCCAACGACCUGGUUGGAUGCAGGUGCUCAGGUGUUCUACUCGUUCUCUUUGGCAUUCGGAGGGCUCAUAUCUUUCUCCAGCUACAACUCUAUACAUAAUAACUGUGAGCAGGAUGCUGUGAUUAUCUCCGUCAUUAACGCAUUCACCUCCGUGUUUGCUGCCACCGUCAUAUAUUCCAUCAUAGGCUUCAGAGCCACAGAGAGAUUUGAUGACUGUUUGGAAGGAAACAUCCUGGCAUUAUUAAACACAUUUGAUCUCCCAGAGGGAAACAUUACCAGCAGUAACUAUGAGGAGGUUCUCCAGACUCUUAAUGCAACAAACUCUGAUGUCAUCGCCAGCUUAAACCUCAAAACAUGUGACCUCAAUACCUUCCUCAGUGAGGGUGUGGAAGGCACAGGCUUGGCUUUCAUCGUAUUCACUGAAGCGAUCACUAAGAUGCCUCUGUCUCCACUCUGGUCCGUCCUCUUCUUCAUCAUGCUCUUCUGCCUCGGCCUGUCCUCCAUGUUUGGGAACAUCGAAGGUGUCGUGGUGCCCCUACAGGACCUGAAUAUCUGCCCGAAGUCGUGGCCUAAAGAAGCCAUAUAUGGGAUUACCUGCCUGGUGUGCUGUCUGGUCGGCCUGAUUUUCGCCCAGGGCUCUGGGAAUUACUGGCUCGCUCUGUUUGACAACUUUGCCGGAUCCAUUCCUCUCCUCAUCAUUGCUUUCUGUGAGAUGUUUGGUGUGGCCUACGUUUAUGGCAUUGACAGGUUUAAUGAUGACUUGAAGUUUAUGAUUGGCCACAAACCCAACAUCUUCUGGCAAGCCACCUGGAGGUUCAUUAGUCCUGUCCUGAUGCUUGCCAUCUUUGUCUUCUACUUUGCCACCACUCUCACCAAAGAAAUUUUCUACAUCGCCUGGGACCCAGAGUCGGAAAACUUCCCUACACUGGAGGAGAAACCGUAUCCAUCAUGGAUCUAUGUCAUAAUCUUCAUCUUAGCUGGAAUUCCCAGUCUGGUUAUACCGAUCGGUGCCAUUGUCCAAGCCAUCCGCCUACGCUGCGGUAAAAAGGAAGAUGAAAAUUUACGAGUUGACGGACUGGACACCAUUUCAUAUAAACUUCACCUUCAAGAUGAAAAGUCACGGGUGUAA